CUGCUCUGCUCUUCUUCUUCGUGCAGCUCGACAAGCCCCCCCAAAGCCACCGACUUCCUCUUCCUUUGAAAACCGAAAAAGGGGCUUGAAAUUCUCCUUCUUUCUUGUUCAAUAACAAGAUUUAGGACCUAGAACACUCUCCUAAACCCAGAAAAUCCCAGAUCUGCUCUGUUCUUCCCCUUGUUGUCCGUCGGCCUCUGCUAUCCGUGAUUUCUGGUCUUUUUCUGCCCGUGAGCCCCCUGCAGAAAUGCCGCCGGCUUCUUCUCCCUACCAGCUCCGGUUUGCUUGCUGGAAUUCUGGAAAUGAAACCGAGGAUGGGGAAACCACGAGAAGUGACGAAUUAGAAGGCUAGCCAUUUCGAGAUUGAUAUAAUUUUAGAAAUAAAUCAUGUUUUUUUUGUAAGAUAGAUUUCACCUUGUGAUUUUAAGUUUAAGUCAUGUUGGACAUAGAUUUAUGGAAUAUAUUAUCAUUCUUGGAAGAUAGAUUCUACCUUGAAUUUAUGGUAUUAAAACAGAUGUUGCGAGAAUAGAGUUUGGGAUUUGAA
Rubroshorea leprosula is the source of this 544-nucleotide messenger RNA. The record is from the annotation of a GenBank genome assembly. Lineage: Eukaryota; Viridiplantae; Streptophyta; Magnoliopsida; Malvales; Dipterocarpaceae.